AUGCUUUUCGCACGAGCGGUGACGUUCGUCGUCGCCGUCGUCGCUGUCGUUGGUGCUGACGAGCCUAUUAUCGAAAAAAAAUGCGACAAGAACAUUCUGUGGACCGGUGGUACCUUCGAAUGGCCUUGCGUGGCCACGAAGAGCAUAUUCAAGAAUAAUGGUCGUUACAUCUCGAAGAACAUCCUCGCCACCAGGGUUGCGAUCUACAAGGAUGAUGCCAUCCUUGCUUUACCUAGAUAUAAGCCUGGCGUGCCAGUGACCUUAGCGAGAGUCUCCUUGAAAGAUAAGAAUUGUCAGGCCUCCCUCUGGGCCUUCCCUUGUUGGUCGCUCCAGGAAGAAGGUACAUGCUCAGCUCUACAAAAUGUCGUAGACCUCUUUUUGGAUCCCCAGGAAGUCCUGUGGGUACUGGACACUGGUGUCAUAAACUCUCUUGAGCAACCGGAGCGCAAAUGCCCACCGAAGGUUGUCGCCCUAAAUGUAAAAACUGGCAAGGUCCUGAAAACAAUCGAUCUGUCCGGGCUGACGAACUCCGCGUCCCGACUUCAGUACGUUGUGGCGGACUACAAUCCAGACGGCCGCGUCUUCAUCUAUGUGUCCGACGCAGCCUCGCGAGCGAUCCUGGUAUACGACGUGACCUCUGGUCGUGGAUACCGCGUCGUACUUCCUCAAGCGGUGACUCUGAACUGCGACCGCCGAGACGUGCUCUAUCUCGCUCUGGUGCGUCACAAUGACGGUAGUACUUGCCUGCUCUUUACGUAUUUGGGUAGCAGCCGCGUGUUCAGCAUCCGAACGGAUCAUCUCCGAAGUGGCAAUGCCCAAGGCAGGAUACAAGAUCUUGGAGUGAAACCGCAGAAGAUAGUCAUUCUGGGCACAGACAACGGUAGUGCUAUCUUCUUCCGAUACGUAGGCAACGGCGAGGUCUACAGAUGGGACAGCAUCACGCCCUUCAUAGCCGCCAACUUCCAGCCCGUCUACGAGAACAGCUACGAAGGCUCCCUGCCUACUCACAUCGUACCCGAUUACAGGAGAGGACAGAUGCGCGUUCUUGAGAGCAACUUCCCGGAUUACAUGCAGGGUACCGUCGGCUGCGGAGCCAAUCAUGCUUUGAUUCUGAUGCACACGACCUUCGUGACGAUCCUGUCGCUAUUGUAUGUCAGAAUGAGGGCAGGAACACUAGAAACUAUGGCACAAUGGUCGUUGCUAGAGUUUGCACUACCGAACGAUUUUCAAUAUCAACCGGAAAAUAUAGUAAUGACCGGUAUCGAGAUAACCUGGAACAAAAUUUUCGUUAGCACACCUAGAUUACGUUCUGGUGUGCCGGCCACCCUGAGCUUCUUUCCUAGGAACGUACCAUUGGGUAGCAAUCCGAAGCUUCAAGCAUAUCCCUCGUGGGACUGGCAUGGUGCCGGAAGAGGAGAAAUCAAUUGUACUAGGUUGAUCUCGGUAUAUCGUACCAGACUGGACAGAUGUGACCGACUAUGGGUCGUUGACGCCGGUGUUAUGACAUCAAUUGAUGAUUUCAUGCCUGUCUGCCCGCCGAAGGUUGUGGUUUUCGACUUAAAAACUGAUCAAGUGAUUCGUCACGUCACUUUUCCGCGUGAGGUGUUAAGACCAGAUUCUUUGCUGACUAAUGUUGUUGUCGACGAAGUCUCGGCGAAAACCUGUGAUGACGUAUUUCUCUACAUGACUGACACUCUCGGUCCAGGAAUUCUUAUCUUCGAUGGUGCUACAGAUAGAAGUUGGCGAGUGGUUCAUUCAUCCAUGUUUCCUAAUCCAGAUCAAGCAAUAUAUACAAUCGGAAGUGAUACUUUCGAGUUCUUAGACGGCGUAGUGGGACUAACAUUUUCACCAAAACUCGGAAUCGUCUACUAUCAACCUCUGGCAACUGAUCGUAUCUUCAGUGUGCCUACUUCGGCUCUCCAAGCCGGUCCGCUACCUUUCGGUGAACAGUUACCUGUGACCUUGGUCGGUAGAAAGUCGAGUCAAGGUCUGGCACUGGCCGUGGAUCCUCGAGAUGAUACAAUCAUUUUCUCUCCCUUUACCGAGACCGCGAUCGCGUCAUGGCAACCGCAAACGAAUCAGCAGAGAAUCCUCGCUUAUAGUCCAGAAAAAUUACAAUUUACUGCUGACAUUUUAUGGGCAAAAUAUGAUAAUGGUAAUAUCUGGAUAAUGUCAUCAAGAUUCCACAAGUUCUUCCUGAGACAAAUUGAUAAUCGUCAGAUUAACAUCCGCAUCAUGAGACUCAAAGCGGAUAAUCAAGUGCUGAUUCCCGCUCUUUUUAAUCAGAUUGGUCCAUAUUUACAAUUCUAUAAUAAUACGCUAGGAUUCUAAAAAAAAAAACAGAAGUGUUCAGAUUGAAAGAAUUAUGA
Messenger RNA from Atta colombica, 2369 nucleotides. RefSeq lists its product as uncharacterized. The coding region runs from base 1 to 2331 and encodes 776 amino acids. The transcript is spliced from 8 exons. Lineage: Eukaryota; Metazoa; Arthropoda; Insecta; Hymenoptera; Formicidae. The record is from RefSeq and is a predicted model, not a curated record. Gene Ontology annotation, cellular component: extracellular region.